AUGUUUUCUCUUCUUUCGGGGGAAAGGAGCGGCCGCCUCGCUUCUCCCUUUCCGUCCUCUGCGUCCCUCGGCGCGUGUGUCUGUCUCUUCUUUCUGGUCUGCACGGCCUCCGCUCGACAGAGUGUCUCUGUCGCGCCUCCACGGUCGCCGACGGCCCUGAGGACCGGCUGGGAAGCGGGUCUCCAGCCCCAGAGUUUCGGCUGUUUUUCUCUUUUUUCUUCCCUUACCUCUCUGUCUUCUCCUCUGGGCUCCCUUGCUUCUUCCCACGAUGCUGUCGCACACUGGGCGUCCCUUUGCCCUAGCUGCCCGUCUCCGCUGUCUUGCUCGCCCUCGCCGUCUCUCUCCCCUUCGUCCCCUCCGCCUCCUUCUUCUUUGCUGUCUUCUCCUCGUACUGGUCUUUCGGCGGCCCCUGUUUUGUAUCCUGUUCUUUCUUCCGCCGUCUCUGCGUCAAAAGGGGGAGGAGGGCGCGCCGACACGCCCGCGAUCUGCGCCAGCCACCGAGGACAAUCAGAAGAAAGGCACGCAGAAGCGGAGACUCGGCCUUCGUCUGAACGGACAGGAGAGCCCCUGGCGUCUUGCGCCUUCCCCUCUCCCCGAAGACGGAGUUCUCUUUUCUCUCCUCUGUCUGCCGCCGUGAGCACUUCCUCGCUCGGCGCCUUUUUUUCCACCUUCUCAUGCCCCGUCAAGAGAGCGCACAAAGCGGAAAGGUCAAGCGACGAGGCCCAGAGACCGAAGCAAAACAGCCUCACUUUCAUGUCGCCUCUGUCUCUGUCGCUCCCUCCCCCCGCUUCAGGCGAACUUUCGAAAUCUGUGUCUUCGUCGUCGACCUUCCUAGCCUCUGCGGCGGCGGAUUCUCCCACAGUGCAGGCCCCUCCCCCGUGCUUCCACGCCCCGUCUGCGCUUGGCUUCGCGUCUACGUCUCCGUUUUUGUCUUUGCCUCUGGCUUCACACGUUCGAGGCUCUUUCGCCUCUCCUGCGUCUUCCUUCGCGCGUCGUCGGGCGCCUUUUUUUUCGCGCCCUCGCUCUUCAUCUCUCCGCUUCGGCGCGCCGCCGCCUGCCUCGUCCCCGCUGUCUCAGCCGUCCCUGUCUUUUCUUUUUUCUGCGUCUCCUGCUUCCUCCGCAGGCGCGCCCGAGUGCAGAGAGCGCUUUGCUCAGUCUGGCGCAGAGGAAGUCGUGUCUCUCCCUCCGGGCGAACUCGCGCCGGUGUCGUGGAAAGAUGUGAAGGAGACAGUCGAGGGCCCCCCGAAGCCUCCGCUCCUUGUGACGCCAGACGGGCAGUUCGACCCAGACCGCCCCAAGCCCGCCACGCCCUUCGGCAACCUCGUAGCGCUCGACGCCGCCUCUUCGCUGCUUGUGCAGCUUCCCCACGCGCUGCCUGAGGGGGGGGCCGACCGCCCGCCGCCGCUGCGGAGGCGGGCGGUCGGCCCCCCCCCCGCCGCCGCGGAGGCAAGCAGAAGCCCCGCCACAACCUCCGCGGCGGAGCCCAGCGGAAGGAAAGCGAGCGACGCGGGCGCCUCUGCAGAGGGCAGCGGAGGAGCUGCGGCGGCGGACGCGCAUGAGGAGGAGGGGGGGCGGCGGCGCCGGAUGCCCGAAGAUCUGACGCUCCUGGAUGUGCAGGAGGCGGAGGGCGGCGCGUGGGUGAAGGGGAAGUGGCUGAGCGACGAGGAGAUUGACCGGGCGAUCGCCGAGGGAGAGCAGCGGAUUCGGCCUUUAGUCGGUGAGCUGCACAGCUCACGCUGGGGCAGAGGCGCAGAGGCGCAGCGCCCGCGCCCCGCCCUCUGGGCCUCGCAGCCGGAGGCCUCGGAUCUGGGGGGAGGGGCGGCUGCAGCUGUUGCACGCGGCAGAAAGCCUUCCCUCGCCCGUGCGUGCGAGACGCAAGACGCGCACGCGGACUCUUUUGGAGUUUCAUGCAAGCGCUUCGACUUAUGCGGGGGCGACUUCGAGGAAUUCCAAGGCGAGCUGGCUGACCGAGAGAGGGAGCGGCUGGAGCGCGAGGAGGCUGAGGAGCACCCGCACUUCACCGACGAGCAGAUCGACAGGAUGGAUAUUUUUGAGUUGAAAGAGGAACUGCGGCUGAGAGGCUACCGCACUGGCGGACCCGUCGACGCCGUGCGCUUGCGCUUGAAGCAAGCAGUCCGCGACGGCCCGCGUGUGUUCGAGGAGGGUACGCAGGAAGAGUACCCUGACAACCCCCUCGCGCAGUCCUUCAUCGAAGACUCCCAGCGAGCUGUUCACACUUACCAAGCCGCGCUCGAAGAGAUUUCCAAGCCUGUCGAGAAUCCUGCAGACCCCGCGCAGGUGAUUCGAAGGUGGAUUGCGCGGACAGAGCUCUCCAACGCCGCCGACGACCCGGUGGAUUACUUUCAUCUCGACGCGGCGGCGACGGGGAGCGGCGCCUCCGCGGAGGACUUGGAACAGAUUCAAAAAGGCGUCGACGAAGAAGAAGACCGCGAGAUGACGCAAGAAGAGAAGCGAGAACUCUACGACCAACAGAGACACGAUCUGAUGGCGGAGACCGUGCCGAAAACCUUCCAGCCGCGAGACGACGACAGCAUCGUCGCGGAGGAGCCGCUUCCACACAUGGACAGUGAAUGGGAUCACCUAAGCAUGGCGGAACGCAAACGCCUUUAUCUCGAGGGCAACCCGAACGGCGUCAUCACGGAAACCGUCCGGAGCCUCGCGGAGGGAUUCUCGGUGCCAGAGGACUUCAUUGGAGACUUCCUCUGUAGGCAGGGCGUCCAGCCGCCGAUUCCCGUCGACGUACCGCUCAAAGACUUAACCGACCCAGCCGCAGUGUGGAACCUGGUCGAGUAUCUACAGAUUCAGGACCCUGCGCAAAUUCAUAACAUGUACCCGCUCGACACAAUCGAACAAAUUGCUGAGGAAUUUGACUGCCCGAUCCAACACGUGUUCGACGCAUGCGAGGCUCUAAAAAUCAAACUCCCGUUCGGCGCGCAGUCCCGCCUCAACGUGGAAUGUUACAACGCUGUGACCACGCUAUUGGAGAAGAUGCUCUUCCCCGACAAGAAGGACCGCGAAAUGGUUGUAGAAGAAGAAAUAGGAUGA
Molecule: messenger RNA, 3066 nt
Organism: Besnoitia besnoiti
Lineage: Eukaryota; Apicomplexa; Conoidasida; Eucoccidiorida; Sarcocystidae
Exons: 12
Coding region: 1-3066 (1021 amino acids)
Source: RefSeq, a predicted model, not a curated record